CGUCGACAGUUGUCGCACCCGCUGUCUUUUCACCCCUCGCCGGAGCCGCUGGCCCACGAUGGCAGAGAUGGCUGCGCCAUCGAAAGGUCAAGGGUUGAGCGCCACAGGGUACUAUGAUCCCGCUCGAAUCGAGGUGAUGCUGAAAUCUCAGUUGGCGGAAUUGUACGGAAUCAUUGCCAACUACAACAGGAAGACCAUGGACUUCUGUAUGCACCACUACGAAACCUGCAAGCAAGCGGAAAUGGAAAACCAUGAGCUGCGGACCAGGCUGGCAGUGGUCAGGGACAGUGUGUCAGCCAAGGGGCACAAGGCAGACCCUUUGCAGACGCUGAUGUCUCGACAGCAUGUGCAGGCCACGAAGUUGUUGGUGCGCAAGGACUGCGAAGCACGCAGCGCCACAGCGGAGAACGCCCUGCUGAGGGAUCAGUUGAUGCAGACGACCAGGAUGGUGCACCAGUUAGAGGAGGAACGUCGAGCUGUGACGGCAGAUGCCAGUCCUCAUAUGUCCUUGGACGAGAUUGAAAAUUCACCUCCUUCCCCUGCGGGCACUGUGGCAUUGGGCAGGCCGUUGUCAUCUCCCAAGGAGGCCUUUGAAAGCAAGGCUGCGUCAGCAUCGCUGUCCAAUUUGUCAACUGCCAAGAACGCCUUCUCCAUGCCAGCCCGCAGAGGUGAUUUAGUGCAGGAGAUCAAACUGCCGGGUCAGCCUUUCGACGACGGAGCCAUCUUUCGUUCAGACUCAGAGGACACGACUGAAUCAGAGGAGGAAAUGCAAGAUGGACAGAACGGUGUGCGACGCAGAUCUGGAGUUCUGGACAUGAAGCGCCGCUUGCAACAUAUGCUGGCAUCAAGCUCCACCAACGUGGCGGAUCUGUACAAAAGGACUGGCUGCGCCCAGCGAAUUGCCCGGCAUCCUUGGUUUGAUUUCGCUGUGAUGUUUGCAAUCGCUUUGAACUCCAUUUGGUUGGGUAUCGAUGCGUCAUGGAACGACUCGGAUGUGCUCAUUCAAACCGAUCCCAUUUUCCUGGUGGUUGAGAAUUUGUUUUGCUUCUUCUUUGUCCUGGAACUGUCGGUACGCUUCGGAGCUUAUGAAAAGAAGAUCUCAGCCUUUCGAGACUGGGAGUGGGUUGUAGAUUUGGUUUUGGUCAUUCUGAUGGUCUUGGAAAUAUGGGCUUUGGCGAUUAUCCAAUUGGCCUUGGAAUCGACAACACCUUCAACCUUCAACCCGGCAUUCCUGCGCCUGACGCGGAUCUUCAAAUUCUUCCGCAUGGUGCGGCUGGUGCGGCUGCUGCGUUACAUGCCGGAAGUGAUCAUCCUGGUGAAGGGCUUAGGAGUGGCAUCCCGCUCUGUCUUCUUCACUCUCUGCAUCCUCGGGCUUUUGAUCUAUGUUUAUGGCAUAGCCUUCAAACACCUUUGCAAGGACACGAAAGUUGGCGAGACAUAUUUCCUCACAUUGACGCAAUCGAUGUUCACUCUAUUCUACAGCGGAUGCUUCUUCGACAACAUUUCCAUCUUGGCAGAGAUGAUGUUCCAAGAGAGUUUCAUCUAUGGCAUCUUGCUAAUGACUUUUAUAUUACUGGCCCCGCUGACCGUGAUGAACAUGUUGGUGGGCGUUUUGGUGCAGGUCUUGCAGGUGCUGUCGCAGGUGGAGAAUGAUGCAAUUACCACGGCAUUCCUUCAUGAACAGACGCUGAAGAUCUUCAAUGCAAUGGACUUGGACAACGACGGAAAUGUUGACAUCGAGGAGUUUGCAAAGCUGGUGAAACAGCCCAACAUGGUGAAAGCUCUACAUGAAGCCGAUAUCGACGUUGCGGCCCUCAUCAAUGAAGCAGACUUGAUCUUCAACGGCCAGGAGCGUUUGGACCUGAGCGAGUUCGUGACGCAGAUCCAAGCCUUCCGACGAACCAACUCAGUGACCAUCAAGGACUUACUUCAGUUCCGGAUGAUGGUGCGCAAAGACACCGAAGAGGUGUUACGGGCGCAGAAUAAGUCGCUCCAGAAGUCGGUGAGGAGGGCGAAUAAGAACCGACUAAGGUAACAUUUUAAGUUGCAAUACUUGCUGGGUGGAUUUCUGAGUUCACCAAACACUGAAG
This is a messenger RNA of Cladocopium goreaui, 2090 nucleotides long. NCBI's taxonomy places the organism in Eukaryota, Dinophyceae, Suessiales, Symbiodiniaceae. The record is from the annotation of a GenBank genome assembly.